Gryllus bimaculatus (two-spotted cricket) is the source of this 640-nucleotide messenger RNA. The record is from the annotation of a GenBank genome assembly. NCBI's taxonomy places the organism in Eukaryota, Metazoa, Arthropoda, Insecta, Orthoptera, Gryllidae.
AAGAAUGUUCUGUGGUGCUGUAAAUAUGCAUUUAUAUAUUUUAACACUGGCAAGCAAUGAAAGGAUUGCUCUCACCUCAGCAAUGCGUCUCUUGUUUGAAAUAUCAAAUUUGAGAACAGCAACUCCAGCAACUGUGUCUCGUGCUGGAAUAUUAUACAUAAAUCCACAGGAUUUAGGUUGGAAUCCUUAUGUCAGCACAUGGCUUGAGAGUCGUAAAAAUUCAUCUGAAAAGUCUAAUUUAAUUGCAUUAUUUGACAAGUAUAUACCAUCUUGUAUAGAAUGCAUGAGAAUUCGAUUCAAGAAAAUUACUCCCAUCCCUGAAAUUUCACAUAUUCAAAUGUUGUGUCAUCUGUUGGAAUGCCUUUUAGUCCCUGCAAAUAUUUCAGCUGAGUGUCCAAAGGAAUGGAUAGAAAUAUAUUUUGUAUUUGCUUGUGUUUGGGCAUUUGGAGCAUCAAUGUUUCAAGAUGGAGGUGUAGAUUAUCGAGUGGAAUUUACAAAGUGGUGGAUAAAUGAAUUUAAAUAUGUAAAAUUUCCUAGUCAAGGUACUGUCUUCGAUUAUUUCAUUGAUCCAGAGACAAAAGAAUUUACACAUUGGUCUGAAAAAUGUCCAAGAUUUAAUUUGGAAUCAGAUAUGCCCUUG